GAUCACACUCUUGUGGGCCGUCCCGAUGCGCCCACCCAGCAAGAUAUCCAGCUCAGUGGGCUGGGUAUCCAUCCGGAGCAUGCCAUCGUGGAUAUGGAUAACAACGAGGUGUAUAUUACCCCGCUGGAUGGCGCCAGGACGUGCAUCAACGGGUCGGUGAUUCGAGAAAAGCAUCGAGUUCGCCACGGUGACCGCAUCCUCUGGGGCAACAAUCACUUCUUCAGGCUCAACUGCCCACGCUUGGCUAACAGUCCCAGCAGCGCUGAGCCGGAGCAGAAGAUUGACUACGACUUCGCCCAGCAGGAGUUGAUGGAGAACGAGCUGCUGAACGAUCCCAUCCAGGAGGCCAUCGGUGCAAUAGAGAAGCAGCACGAAGAGGACAAACAGGAGGCCCUCGAGAAGCAACGACAAAUGUACGAACGUCAGAUGCAGAUGUUGCGGAACCAGCUGAUGUCUCCAGGCACGCCGUCCUUCCCGCUGCAGCUCUUCGACGCCAGCAAGCUGACCCCGACUGGCUCACAGAACAGCAUCCAGAAGAAGUACCAGCAGUGGGCGCAGGACAGAGAAAUGAUGUUCAAACAAAGCCUGGUCAAGCUGCGAGAGGAGGUGGUCAAGGCAAAUGCCCUGGUCAGAGAGGCCAACACCCUGGCCCAGGAGAUGGGCAAGCUGACCGAGUUUCAUGUCACCCUGCAGAUCCCAGCUUCGAACCUCAGCCCAAACAGAAAGAGGGGUGCUUUUGUUAGCGAACCAGCCAUCCUGGUCAAACGGAAGAACCGCAGCAGCCAGAUCUGGUCCCUGGAGAAGCUGGAGAAUAAAGUCAUUGACAUGCGGGAGAUGUACGAAGACCGCAAGGCCAGCGGGGGCCCCAUGAUGGACCUAGGCCCACCAAUGGUAGGCGACCCUUUCUACGAGUCCCAGGAGAACCACAAUCUGAUUGGAGUGGCCAACAUCUUCCUGGAGUGUCUGUUUCAUGACGUGAAGCUGGAUUACCACGUUCCGAUCAUCAGUCAGCAAGGAGAGGUGGCUGGCAAGCUACACAUUGAGAUCUCCAAGCUCGGCGGAGCUGUGCUGGAUCGAUACGUGGAUAUGGCCGCAGACAAUGAGUAUGACAAUUCUGUGCCCAUGGGUGCCCCACUGCUGAUUCGGGUCUGCAUAAAGGAAGCUCGCGGGCUACCCUUGGCUCUGUCCAAUUUUGUGUUCUGCCAGUAUUCCUUCUGGGGAGAGUCCGAGGGGUGUGUGGUUCCCCCAGAGAUCAACCCAGACUCCGUGUCUCGCAAGGAUGACCACACGGUGAACUUUGUUUUCAACCAUGAGAAGCAUUUCCGAGUUCCUAUCACAGAAGAGUUCAUAGAGCACUGCUCUGAUGGAGCCCUGUCGAUUGAGGUCUGGGGACACAGAAGUCAAGGCUUUGGGAAAGAGUUGGUGAUGAAUGAUGCAGCCCAAAUCAAAUCCAGAUCUGUAGCAGACAGAUGGAAUGAGGUGAUGAGAAAGAUUGAAUUCUGGGCAGAGAUUCAUGAGUUGAAUGAUCAAGGGGACUACGCUCCAGUUGAGGUGGCACCCAAACAAGAUGUUCCUUGUGCUGGAGUUGUGCAGCUUAGACAG
Molecule: messenger RNA, 1602 nt
Organism: Candidula unifasciata
Lineage: Eukaryota; Metazoa; Mollusca; Gastropoda; Stylommatophora; Geomitridae
Source: the annotation of a GenBank genome assembly